GCGAGGUGUGGUCGUACCAGCAGAUGAAGUAGUCUUGCGGCCACAGACAACCUCUUCGCCACUUCACUACUACAGGCUGACGUGAUGCGUGAUGUCGGGUGAGGAUGGAGUCCAUUCGUGCCUACUACGAACACCCGGCGGCCCACGCAAACGUGCCGCCCAGAGAGUACUGUGGCAGUGUGACCCCAGCCAAGGCAAGACGCUCCUGGGGUGACCUCCUCAAGUUCCGUUCCCGAACGAAGGAGCGCCACUUGUCUGCGGUACCCGGUGCUCUCACACCGCCCACCGCCAUGCCCGCCGCGCCGCCCACCCACAACUACAUGGCGGAGUACCGGCAGAAGUACGGCGCCUACAACGGUACAGUGGGUCGAGCCUCGUAUCAAGCCAUGACUGUGGUGAAGAGCAUCUCCCCUACAUCAGUACCUCCUUCCAGCAACCUCCAAAAGGGUUAUCCUGGCCAUGGGUACCCGGCUAAUGGGUAUCCCGCUAAUGGGUAUCCCGCUAAUGGGUAUCCUGCUAAUGGGUAUCCCGCUAAUGGUUACGCUAAGCAUGCCACGUCAGCUGGCACCAUUUCCGCCGGCACCAGGUCCACCAUGUCAUCCACUGUGCGCUACACUGACUGGUUUGGCUCUGUGGUGGGGCGCCGCGCCCCUGUUCGUCCCCCGCUGCCAAGUUUCACAGCAGCGCCGCCUGUGGCGCUGCACACCGCAGAGAAGAGCACAGCGUGGGACCACUACGUGACUCUCGACCCCGUGUAUGAUGCUCCACGAGUCGUGCCAGUUCAGCUCUACACCAAUGUCUGUGUUUGUCCCGACCAGAUGAUUAACACCAAAGGACGCAAGAAGAAAAAGUGUAAAAGAUGCGGCAGAAAGGUGGCGAGCAUGCGGCAUGCGACCGCCGGUGUGGCUGCUAAGGUGCGGCCAGCAAUCCCAGCCAGUAUGUACCAAGUCCCACCGCAGCCCGCACCCUCUGCGGCACAGCAGGCCUGGGGCUGGCAGGUGCUGGAGGAGAGAGUUUACGAGAGGUACGAGGUGCGAUCUCGUCCUAGCGCUCAUUCGCCUGUUCGUCCAGUCAGCGACGACGAGGAGUCGCCACCGCCAACGCCAGAGACAGUUCGUAGUGUUCGUAGCAUGAAAAGUGUGAAAAGUAGCGACAGUUCAGCGACCAUCACUCGUGACACGCAAGAACCUUUACGACCAGCUCCUCAACCUCCCUCCGUCCCUCGUACCUUUCCCUCCACUCCUAAUGUUCCCACACCAGCCACAUCUUCAAGAAGUGCCAAAGAAAAUAAUUUAGUAACUGAAACAGGUGAAAAACGUAGCUCCAUACUUACUGACAGCCCCACGGCUUACCACUUGAUCUCCCAGAGCCGCCAGACAGAGACACACACAGGUUCUGACACUGACGAACUCAGUGACAACGCUGUCGACGUCUCCUACGAUGGCUGGGAUGCACAGUCUCCUCCAUCUACUACAGAUGUUAUCCAGGAAGGACAGGUUAAUGUGAUAACCAUUGGUGACUUCCAACCUCAGUCUGUGGCUGUGAUACAAACUCCAAAGGUUGAAAAUGGCAUUGAUAUGACAAAUAAAGUUAGAAUACAUACAAAUUCUACUAAUUCUAAUAAGAAUGUCUACAGUCUAAAUGAUCAUUCUCACAAGUAUAAGAAAUUUUCUAACUACAGGAACGAUUCUCCACCAAGAAACACUUACAGUUCUUCGAGUAGCGACAAUGCAUUAAGUACUUCACCUAGCAGUAAGAGUGCAACGUCAGCUACCAGAAGCAGUAACAAGACUGGUUCAUUUGAUAAUAAAAGUUCCUCUGUCAGUAGCAAAAGCUCUAUAUUAAACGGGAAACAUACCUCAGCCAAUGAUAAAAUUAUUUCGCCUAGUAAUAAAAAUAGCACUUCCAAGAAUAUAAAAUCAAACUUCAAGAAUUCUCUGUCAGUUGGUAAAAAUUCCUCAAUGAAUGAAAACAUGUUUUCUGGUGGCAAGAAUAACUCUGCCAGCAACAAAACUUCAGCAACCAGUGUACAGAAGUCCAUGAUGAAUGGCCACAUCAAUUCUCCAAUGAAGGUAGUGAAGGGCAGCAGCAGUAAUGGUCCCAGACUGGAGGUGAAAAAGUUGCAUGAGACGAGUGAGUUGCAACAUGGGGGUAACACUGUCCGCAUCGCGGGACAACGUAUGUUGGUCCUCACCCCUGGCGGGACUCACCAACAACACACUGGAUUUUCCAGUGGUGAAGAUGAAAACGAAGUGAGUUUUGAGGAUGACACAAGUGAUUAUCCCAUGUCCUCACCAACUACGACUCGAGGGUCAGACACUGAUACACUGCUUGAGGAAGAUGAUAUACCCCUUGAUUCAUCAGAAUCAACAUAUGACCCUCCAAGUUCACAGAAUGAGCUUCCUAGUCCUAACCUUGGCUCAUCUGACUCCUUACAUGACUCUGACAACACGCAGUGUGAACGUUGGAUGCCUGCCAGAGAUACAAUCGUGGAGGAAGAGGAGAAUGAGGAUGAGUGGCUGAAAGGAAAUAAUCAAAAUGAUGAGAUUCAGGAAGACGAUGAUGAGUCGGCUUUACUAGGAGAUGAAGAUGAAAAAGACGACCCUAGUUUGAGUUCCUCGUCAACCAGUUCACCACUGCGCCAGGAGGGCUUGCGACCCACUCUCUCCGAGCUUUUGAAAGUUAAAUCUAUUUUGAAAAAGCCACCCUCAGUCGACACCAGCUCUGAAACUGACUCAGACUUCUACUUGCCAACAUUUUCUGAGUUCAAACAAAACCAAAGGAAGAAGAAGCAGGUGCAGUUUAGGUCGUCUCAUGAUGUGACGGUGAUCGAGGAUGCUGGGGAGUCCAAGGGUCGAAAGGUGCCUUCAGCCAGAAGUCUCAGGAGAGAUCGAGAGAAGGCGAAGGAGAAACAGAAAAAUGAGUAUAACUUGCUAGCAGACUUGCAUGAUGUAUAUUCAAGAAAUAACUCGGAAAUGUUUAGUAGUAAUAUGAAUGAUGACUUUAGUGAUGGUAAAUUUAACCAUGAACAAGAUACAAAUAUCGAUAUCAACAAAAUGACAGUUGCUGUGGAUGACACUCACUCUUCUCAAGAAGAGUUAGGAAACGAGGGAAGCCACGAACAAGACGAAGAAAAGAGUCUUUUCUCAAAUAGUGAACAUAACGUCAAAGUUGAACUUGGUAAGGAGAAUGGAUGGAGCUGGAACCAGAAGAAUGAAUACACUGAGAGAGAUGAUGAAUAUAAAGGGUCUAGUGUCCAUCGUAGUCUGAACGAUCAUCAGACUUCUGGUGUGAGCACAACAGAUGCCCUCGAUACAAUAAACAUUGGUCUUAAUUCAAACAGCGAGUUACCUGCUGUAAACUUUGAUAACUUUAUCCCACCUGUGAACACACCCACCCGACAGGCUCCACCCCCACCCAGAAGUCGGACUCUGAGUCCGACAAGGCCGAGUGUUCCGCCGCCGCCACCUCCUACUUUAAGACCAUCAUCACUAUGUAUAGCACCACCUCAGCGACCAUUGCCUUCUCCUCCUGCUUUGCCACUCUGUCCACCCCCGGAUUCUCCCCCACCAUCUCCUACUCCUCCUCCUCUACCAACCUCGUUUCCGCCAGAACUGGAAGAGACGCAGCAUAUAGCCAUGAACCAUAUCUCUGAAGAUUUACCUUCACCACAGAGCCCAAGCUUCAGUAGUUUCAAGUCCAAUUCCGUUUCCCUUAGAAAAGCCAAAAAGAUUAAUCCCUCUCUGGCUCUUCCUGCACCCUCCUCAGAGAUCUCGCGCUCAACAGAAUGCCUUCGGGAAGUGUUACCACCAUUAGGACGUUUUUCUGUGUUUGGUGCUGAUGAGGAGACUCGCACGGCGACGAUACGUGGGCGAGGUGCUGCCCAUGCCCGACCAUCCAUUGUGAAUGCCUUUACAAACGGGGCAUCAGCCGAUACUUCAUCUACUUCUAGUCCUCCUGUAGCUCCAAGAAGACGCAACAGAAACCGUUCUUUGAGUCCAGAAGUAAAUGAAAGUAUAGCAGAGAGUGGCACACGCAGAUUAGGUGGACGAGUGCGUCGAACCUCUUUUCUAAACCGUCUGUCCAGAGAAGAAAAUCCUUAUGAGCAGAUCACAGAUCAUAUUUAUGAGGAGUUACUUUCUCGUUCCCCAUCGCGCACAUCCACCUUCACUGGCCACAGCAGCAGUCCUACACGUAGCAGCACACCUCACAAGUCGCCGUCUCCAGGAAAGUCCAUGUUUGAAGGAGCAUCGAAAUACGAAAUCCUUGAAUAUCUGCAGGACGCCCGACGGAGAGUAGCCAACACUGUAGAUGACGACGACGAUGAUACGUUACAGGACCUGGAGGACGGUCCUCUAGACGUAGACGUGGAUCUCGAGGAUGAGGAAGAGGAGGAGGACCAGUUGGGUGUUGACCCGUCUGAGGAUCACUUCACUGUCCUCACCUCAAGAAACAGAGGCAACAGAUCUUCCAACAUGAGCUCAAACUCUGACUCCUCGGAGAACAGCGGACUGCUGAGGUCAGAUAAGGAGAGGCUGACAGCCGGAGAGGUUGAGAGAACAGACUCGGGCGUGGGAUCAGAGACCAGCAAACCUUCAGUGGCAGUUCGUCGUGGACAGAGAGGAAGCGCAGGUGCAGCUAUGGUCUUCAGGGACGGCGAUGUACCUCUCUGUGACGACUGCGAUUCUCCUGUCGACACUCAUAUUACUAAUAGUGGCGUGGUGUACGCACCUCUGGUGUGCCGCCGGUGUUCUCGCCGACGCCAGGAGAGGAAGGAAAUCUUGACUGAGAUUAUGGAGACCGAGAUCAAAUACGGACGAGACUUGCGUGUUAUGGUGGACGAGUUUUACAGACCCAUCUUAGUUGCCGGUCUUCUUACUCACGAUCAACUCAAGGGGAUCUUCCUGAACGUGGAGGAGCUGGUGGAACACAACCGCAGCUUCUCCCUACAGCUGCGUGACGCCCUGGAGAUCGCCCUGGACCAGGGAGACGAGGACCUUCUCACCGUCAACGUGGCUAAGCUCUUCCUUCAUGCUGCGCCUAUGCUGCAUGCCUUUGAGAACUACUGUGUGAGACAGGGUUCAGCCUCAAUAUUACUACAAACACUAGAGAAAGAGAAGGAGCUGCUGAGAAUAUUCCUCAAGGUAUCACAGAUGGAGAACACGUUACUGCGACGCAUGAAUCUACAUUCCUUCUUGAUGGUGCCAGUUCAAAGAGUGACUAAAUACCCGCUGCUGCUGGCCAGACUGUACAAGGCGACGCCGCCAACUCAUCCUUCGAGAGAGGAGUGUCGACGUGCCAAGGAGAAGAUUGAACUGCAUUUGCAACACAUGAACAAUGAAACGAAAGAUAUGAGUCCUACCAAAUUGUGGAGAAGGAUCUCUAUGAGCGUUGGGAGCGGAGCUCCUCUGAAGCGUCCAUCACAACCACACGACUUCUCAACCAACCUCAAGCUCAGGAAGUUGGCACUGGAAGUUUUAGAGUGGAGCGCAGAGGAGGCAAGAGUGGUAAGAGAAGGUCGUCUUUUCUGCCUGGCACCAGACUCCAACAACUGGACGAGGCGAGGUCGCUCCCUCAAGAUGGCUUCAGUCCAUCUUCUACUCAUUACACUCGGCUCACCGACGUUUGUGUUUGAGGACGCAGUGCCUGAGGAUGGUCUGGUGACACCCCGAAACCUCAAUAUAAAAGACGCAGCAAUACUCGCCUUCAAGGACCACAAAGUAUCCAAAGCUGCUCUCAUCAGACACGAGCCUUGGUUGCUAAGUCGUUGUGUGGUGGCCUGGGAGUGUGAGGGCGAGACAGAGUGCUUUGAACUCACUGAUCUCAACUCUAGGGAUACGUAUAUCUUCAAGGGGAGUGACAGUACGAGCACAGAGGCUUGGUUUAGAUACAUUCAGUUCCACGCACUCUCCGUGGGUAUGUGGAAGAGGCGGCGACCUGCUCUCGCUAACAUCAUGAUCAACGGCAUGAACAGGAGCUAACCAGGAUUUGCUGAACAUUACAAACUCAGAUAACACGAGUUGCAGAAGAGUUUUUUGUGUGUGUGUGUGUGUGUGUGUGUGUGUGUGUGUGUGUGUGUGUGUGUGUGUGUGUGUGUGUGUGUGUGCUGGUUCACCCCUUUUGAAUGGGCAUGAAAUAAAUUAUGUUAUGUUGUGCGCUCAGACCUCUUAACUGACAGAUGUAGGAGCUAUGUAACCUCUUGAAUUUUUGCUGUGUUUGAUCUUAAAGUGUUAUGCAGAACACGUCUGUGCUGCUUGUUCACCAUGUACAGCUCCACCCACUUGCUACCCUCUAGCUCGUGUUAGUGUUCAGUUUCCAUUUAUCAUUCCUUAUCAUGGCCCCAGCCAUUAGAAAUUUAAUGAUCAAUUUGUAACUGAGAAUUUGACUUUGGGAGAUUGGAUUCUAGCACUUGAUCCCUCCUCUUAACUUUCGAUCGACUGAUGCGAACUGAAGUUUGACGUCCACUCACAACAUCGUUGUUUCCAUGUGUGUGUGUGCGUGUGUGUAUGUGUGUGUGUGUGUGUGUGUGUGUGUGUGUGUGUGUGUGUGUGUGUGUUUGUGUGUGUGUGUAUGUGUGAGCCUGUGUGUGUUAAUAUACGUCCAUGUAUGUUUUUUCUACUACUAGUGUCGUGUUUGAUCUUAUGUCUGACUUUUAUUGAACAUUGUGUUAUUUUAGCAGUUGUCAAGUCACACUAAACCAAAUAAAUAAGCAUUUGACAUUCCUAUUAGCAUAGUUUUGUACUGCUUUCUGUCACUGCCGUGACAAGUCACCAACCUUGCGUGGAAGGAACAUUUGCAGUGAUGCGUCACAGGUGUUAACCUUGUCUCCUGCUGUGUGGAACACAUGCAGUGUCGUACCACAAGUGCCACCUUUGUGUAAUGUGUGAAACACAUUAAGUGUCAUGCCAACAAGUGCCAGUCUUGUGUACUGUUGUGUGAAACACAUUAAGUGUCAUGCCAACAAGUGCCAGUCUUGUGUACUGUUGUGUGGAACACAUUAAGUGUCAUGCCAACAAGUGCCAGUCUUGUGUACUGUUGUGUGGAACACAUGAAAGUGUUGAACCACGGGUUCUACCGGUGCUGAUGUGCCAAAUUAAACCUUAACCAACCUCAACACUCUCGUGGGCACCAUAAAAAUAUUAAAAAAAAAAUCCCCUUUAAAAAUAAAAUUAUAUACGCUGCUUUUCUCUGUAUAAUGUUAAGUAAUUCAUUAUACAUUCAUAUCUUUUUGUAUAAAAUUGUUAAUAUGAACAUAAUCAUGUGAUUUGUUAUAUUCAUUGUCUCUCCCUCUGUGUAACUUGUUACUGUGAACAUGUGAUAACUGUUGCUGACGAAUUUGUAAUAAAUUGUAAUGUAAUUUUAUUGAAAAAGAAUAUAAAUACAAAAUUUAUAUUUAUAUGUUCUAUCUGUACAUCAGUGUAUAUACAGAGAUAAAUACAUCUCUCAGUAUGUAUACUAUGUAUUCAUGGAAUAGCGAUUAAAUUAUAUGCAAAUCUAAUAUAAAAAAAUUACC
Cherax quadricarinatus is the source of this 7513-nucleotide messenger RNA. NCBI's taxonomy places the organism in Eukaryota, Metazoa, Arthropoda, Malacostraca, Decapoda, Parastacidae. The record is from RefSeq and is a predicted model, not a curated record.